Capsicum annuum is the source of this 1478-nucleotide messenger RNA. RefSeq names its product mannose-1-phosphate guanylyltransferase 1. Gene Ontology annotation, cellular component: cytoplasm. Gene Ontology annotation, biological process: cell wall mannoprotein biosynthetic process; GDP-mannose biosynthetic process. Gene Ontology annotation, molecular function: GTP binding; mannose-1-phosphate guanylyltransferase (GTP) activity. The record is from RefSeq and is a predicted model, not a curated record. The coding region runs from base 204 to 1289 and encodes 361 amino acids. NCBI's taxonomy places the organism in Eukaryota, Viridiplantae, Streptophyta, Magnoliopsida, Solanales, Solanaceae. The transcript has 5 exons.
AAACUGAACAUCUACCGAUUAAAAAGAGUAGAAACAGAAAAGAUGGAGAGAUUCCGCUAUAAAAAGCACAUAAAAAAUUGUGAAAACAAAAAAAUAAUAAUCCAAAGGUCUGUCUGUGUCAGCUUCUCUUCAUCUGUCUCCGAUCAACCUCACCGUUUGUUUUUUUCCGUCACCAUUUUUACUGCAGCCUUUUGGUUUUCAUUAUGAAGGCACUCAUCCUUGUAGGAGGUUUUGGAACAAGGCUGAGGCCACUGACCCUCAGUGUGCCAAAGCCCCUAGUUGACUUUGCUAACAAACCCAUGAUACUCCAUCAGAUUGAAGCACUAAAAGCCAUCGGAGUGACCGAAGUAGUUUUGGCAAUUAACUAUCAACCAAAGAUAAUGCAAAAUUUCCUGAAAGAGUUUGAGAAAAAGUUAGAUCUGAAGAUCACUUGCUCGCAAGAGACAGAGCCUUUGGGUACAGCAGGGCCACUGGCUUUAGCUCGUGAUGUACUAAGAGAUGACUCUGGGGAGCCCUUUUUCGUCCUCAAUAGUGAUGUCAUAUGUGACUACCCAUUGAAAGAAAUGAUUGAGUUUCACAAGUCCCAUGGUGGUGAAGCUUCCAUUAUGGUUACAAAGGUUGAUGAACCAUCAAAAUAUGGUGUAGUGGUCAUGGAAGAAGUGACGGGGAGAGUUGAAAAAUUUGUGGAAAAACCCAAAGUAUUUGUGGGUAACAAGAUCAAUGCUGGAAUUUACUUGUUGAACCCUUCUGUUUUGGAUCGGAUUCAGUUGAGACCAACCUCAAUCGAGAAGGAAGUCUUCCCCUGCAUUGCAGCAGAGAAGAAGCUCCAUGCCAUGGUCCUACCAGGCUUCUGGAUGGACAUUGGUCAGCCGAGGGAUUACAUUAAAGGCUUGAGACUAUACCUGGAUUCCUUGAGGAAAAAGUCAUCACCUGAUCUGGCUGUUGGACGGCAUAUUCUUGGAAACGUAUUACUAGACGAGAGUGCUGUAAUAGGCGAUGGAUGUCUUAUCGGUCCAGAUGUGGCUAUUGGACCUGGAUGUGUUAUUGAAUCAGGAGUUAGGCUUUCACGUUGUAGUAUAAUGCGUGGUGUACGAAUUAAGAAGCAUGCCUGCAUCUCAAGUAGCAUUGUUGGAUGGCACUCAACUGUUGGUCGGUGGGCUCGGGUAGAGAACAUGUCAAUCUUGGGAGAAGAUGUUCAUGUUGGAGAUGAAGUCUACAGCAACGGAGGUGUUGUUCUACCCCAUAAAGACAUACAAUCCAGCAUUCUGGAGCCAGAGAUUGUCAUGUAACAUUGUGGUAUGAUGUGGUUACAUUCUAUAAAAUAAAGCAAUAUCUGUUCUCAGAAAAUAUUCUUAGAUUUCCAGUUGUGUUGUCAUUUCAAUCAUCAGAAAUGUGCAAGUUAGAAAACUUAGGUCUCUCUGUAUUUUGAAAUAAUGGUUAGGGCCCUGAUCUAUUCAAGGUUUUGCAGUUGUCAAUCA